AUGGUUCAAUCCAUCGUUUCCACAUUUUUCGGCGUUUGCUUUCCACAUACCGUAGUAUGUGACGAAGAUAACAAUGAGGCAUUUAUACACCUGUAUGAGGCUUCUUCCGCUAAAUUCAGUGUCAAAGUUAUUACGACAAUAGUUUUAUUAGAGAAAUGCGUUCGAGACUACUUUCAAAUUGAUCUCCAUGCCUUUUUGGGAAAGAAAGAGCCCUUGAUGAUGGUCGUAAAUGGUGAAAUGGAACAACAAGCACUUGGCAAUUCAUUUUUGGGUACUAUUUUCGAAGAAAAGUUUCAUCUGAAAUGUCUUUCUGCAUUUAUUUUGCCAUGUAUUCCAUUAAUUCCUGAACACAUGAAAAGAAUGGUACAUCCCGACAUAUCUCCAAACCAAUUUGAAGAAGGUGUUAAGAAUGGUUACUAUAUGGUCAACCUUUCCGUAAAUCAAACCUUUGGUCCUCCCGAUUUUCAUGCAACUGAAGGUACGCUACCAAAGAUCAUCAUGUGUAACUCUAAAUUGCGGGUUUUGAUACCAUCUUGUAUUACCUCUUACUAUAUCUAG
Messenger RNA from Mucor mucedo, 558 nucleotides. RefSeq lists its product as uncharacterized. Bases 1 to 558 code for a protein of 185 amino acids. NCBI's taxonomy places the organism in Eukaryota, Fungi, Mucoromycota, Mucoromycetes, Mucorales, Mucoraceae. The record is from RefSeq and is a predicted model, not a curated record. The transcript is spliced from 2 exons.